AAGCAUGCCGAGGAGUCUAGAAACAUGUAGAGACCGAUUGGCCCUGAAUAAAUAACCGCUCGCUACGAUACCACGUUCUUCGGAGAGAGAGAGGAGAGAGAGGCGAAGAUGAUCGAGGUGGUGCUGAACGAUCGGCUGGGGAAGAAGGUGCGAGUGAAGUGCAACGAGGACGACACGAUCGGCGACCUGAAGAAGCUGGUGGCGGCGCAGACGGGCACCCGCGCCGACAAGAUCCGCAUCCAGAAGUGGUACACCGUCUAUAAGGAUCACAUCACCCUUAAGGACUACGAGAUCCAUGACGGCAUGGGCCUCGAGCUCUACUACAACUGAAUCGAAAGGUUUUUGGGUAAGUCAGUGCAUCGUAGGACGUCAAUGAGCUUCGAAUUGUUGAAUUCGGUCAGCAUCUUGCUAGAAUCUUUCUUUGUUCCAAGGAGAAUUUUGAUCAAGUAAUGGUGGAGAGGGAAAGCAGUCAAGAGAGCAAGUCCUCGUGGAAUAUUUUACUUGUUUUGUGCUGAACAUUGUAGUGCUUAUGCUAGUCAAACAGUACUAGAUGUUUAAAAUCAAAGGGUACUUGUGGAUAAUCCUAUCGAUGUAAUCAUUCAAGAAGUUUCAUGGAAAAUUUAUAGUUGGCGGGGAUUUAAAUGAUUAUAUAAGAAGAAAUCAUGGAGAAUAUAUAGGACGAGUGCAUGAAGGUAUUGAAUAUAAUAGGGAGAGGAAUUAAUAGGGAAUUGUUUAUUAUCUUAACCGUGAGGCCUAACUGAUGGGAAUUUGUUUCCCUUACAUUGCCUUCUCUUUGAACCAUGGCAUUCUUCGUUUCUACCUUAAUUGCUUCUUGGAUGCUUUGGGUCAAUGUACACAAGGCAAAAACCAAGCUAUAAUUCAUGCAUACAUGUUCUUUAGGGUACUCCAGCUUUCUCUUUCCAAGUGUAAGCUACUAUUGAUCUUGAUCCUAUGGGCUGACAAAUCUGCUGUA
This is a messenger RNA of Musa acuminata AAA Group (dessert banana), 973 nucleotides long. Its product is annotated as ubiquitin-like protein 5. Bases 109 to 330 code for a protein of 73 amino acids. Gene Ontology annotation, biological process: mRNA splicing, via spliceosome; protein modification process. NCBI's taxonomy places the organism in Eukaryota, Viridiplantae, Streptophyta, Magnoliopsida, Zingiberales, Musaceae. The record is from RefSeq and is a predicted model, not a curated record. The transcript is spliced from 2 exons. Gene Ontology annotation, molecular function: protein binding; protein tag activity. Gene Ontology annotation, cellular component: nucleus; cytoplasm.